Messenger RNA from Boeremia exigua, 1173 nucleotides. RefSeq lists its product as uncharacterized. The record is from RefSeq and is a predicted model, not a curated record. The transcript has a single exon. Lineage: Eukaryota; Fungi; Ascomycota; Dothideomycetes; Pleosporales; Didymellaceae. Bases 31 to 1173 code for a protein of 380 amino acids.
GAGACAUACGUUCAUUUUGAAUCUAGAAAGAUGCAUUUGCACAGCCUUUUCACCGCUGCACUGGCCCUGGGAUCAGUUUCUGCAAGACCGGCCUUUCAACGUCGUGGAGUUGACUGCGACUUUGCCACUACUGCGGACAAUGGCGCUACUUGCGAGAGCUUUGCGAGCUCUUGGGGUAUGUCCGUCGAUGACCUCACGUCCCUGAACCCUGGGAUCCAGUGUGCCAGCCUGGACACCAGCAAGUCGUACUGCGUGAUUGGCACAGUCAAUGACGACCCAGUGACCACCCCAUCCUCGACAACCAAGGCGACUGUCCCAGCGACGACAGUCCCAGCGACGACAGUCCCUACGACAACUUCAGCGCCAGUAGUCACUACUCCAAGCUCCACCAAGACGAGCACCACCAUUUCCAGUACCACCACUAGUGCUGGUAACGGCAUCUCGACCCCUCUACCCACACAGCCUAGCAUGGUAUCCAACUGCAACAAGUUCCACUACAUAAACCAGGGUGUUAGCUGUAGCGCAGUGAUUAGCUAUGAGAAGAUCUCUUUGGCUGACUUCUUUGCUUGGAAUCCUUCAGUCAAUGCUGAUUGCUCCGGUAUGUGGGCAGAGGUUAACGUGUGCGUCGGCAUUAUCGGAGGUGCCACGACGACUCCAGCUGCACCAUCGACGACCACCACCAAGGCUGCAACAACUACGAAGGCUGGUAAUGGCGUCACAACACCAACACCAAUCCAGCCAGGUAUGAUUGGUACUUGUGCCAAGUUCCACUAUGUUGCUCAAGGUGUUAGCUGCAGCCAGAUCAUCAGCUACGAGCAGAUUAGCCUUGCAGACUUCUACGCAUGGAAUCCAUCAGUUAAGGCCGACUGCUCGGGCAUGUGGGCUGAAGUUAAUGUUUGUGUCGGACUCAUUGGAGGUUCUAAACCGACCACAACUACGACUAAGCCGAGCACGACCACCAGUGCGGGUAAUGGCAUCACAACACCUACACCAACCCAGCCUGGCAUGGUCUCCAAUUGCAAGAAGUUUCACUACGUAUCUGAGGGCGAUACCUGUGGCCAGAUAAUCAGCUAUGAGAAGAUCGAUCUUGCUAGCUUCACGAAGUGGAACACGGGUGUUGGUUCGGGCUGCAAUAACAUGUGGUCGAAGACUUACGUCUGCGUUGGGGUUUAA